ACCACAUUCACCUCCUCUACUCCUCAUCCUCAUCUUCUCCUGCUUCUCUCCUGUCCAUACCAUUGCACCGCCGCGACAUUUGUUCAGUAACGCUCCUCGGAUUGUGCAAGCCAAGCACCCUUGAACUCUGCGGGAACCUCACACAGCGACGACAUCACGACACGCAAACAUGGCAUCCGCUCUCAAGGAUGCGCUUCCAGCGCGCCUGAAGCCCUCCAAUGGCGAGGCUGAGGGCCGUCACCACGGCAAAUCUCAGUCCCACGUGGCUUUCGAGAACACCUCCACAUCCGUCGCUGCGUCUCAGAUGCGCAACGCUCUCAACAACCUGACAGACACGGUCAAGGACCCAAAGGAGAAGAAGCGUUUCGAGACCGAGAUGGACAACUUCUUUGCUCUCUUCCGCCGCUACUUGAACGACAAGGCGAAGAGCAACGAGAUCGACUGGGCCCGCAUCGCUCCACCAAAGCCAGAGCAGGUCGUCGACUACAACAGCUUGGGCAACUCGGAAUCUGUUGAGUUCCUCAACAAGCUCGCCGUGCUCAAGCUCAACGGCGGUCUCGGUACUUCUAUGGGCUGCGUUGGUCCAAAGUCCGUCAUUGAGGUCCGCGAUGGCAUGUCAUUCCUCGACCUUUCAGUCCGCCAGAUUGAAUACCUCAACCGCACAUACGACGUUAACGUCCCGUUUGUGCUGAUGAACUCAUUCAACACUGACGCGGACACGGCUUCUAUCAUCAAGAAGUACGAGGGCCACAACAUCGACAUCAUGACGUUCAACCAGUCCCGAUACCCCCGUGUGCUCAAGGAUUCCCUCCUCCCAGCACCAAAGUCUGCCGACUCCAAGAUCUCCGACUGGUACCCACCAGGACACGGUGACGUGUUCGAGUCGCUCUACAACUCGGGCAUUCUCGACAAGCUCAUCGAGCGCGGCAUCGAGAUCCUCUUCCUGUCUAACGCUGACAACCUGGGCGCUGUCGUCGACCUGAACAUCCUGCAACACAUGGUGGAGUCGAAGGCUGAGUACAUUAUGGAGUUGACAGACAAGACCAAGGCCGAUGUCAAGGGUGGUACCAUUAUCGACUAUGAGGGCCAGGCUCGUCUGCUGGAAAUCGCGCAGGUGCCCAAGCAGUAUGUGAACGAGUUCAAGAGCAUCAAGAAGUUCAAGUACUUCAACACCAACAACAUCUGGAUGAACUUGCGAGCGGUUAAGCGCAUCGUGGAGAACAACGAGUUGGAGAUGGAGAUCAUCCCCAACGGCAAGAGCAUUCCCGCAGAUAACAAGGGCGAGGCCGAUCUGAGUAUCAUUCAGCUCGAAACCGCUGUUGGUGCUGCCAUCAAGCAUUUCCACAAUGCUCACGGUGUCAACGUGCCACGCCGUCGCUUCUUGCCCGUGAAGACGUGCUCAGACCUGAUGCUCGUCAAGUCGGAUCUGUACACACUCAAGCACGGCCAGCUCGUAAUGGACCCGAACCGCUUCGGACCAGCUCCGCUCAUCAAGCUCGGUGGUGACUUCAAGAAGGUGUCCAACUUCCAGUCGCGCAUUCCGUCGAUUCCCAAGAUUCUCGAGCUGGACCACCUCACCAUCACCGGCGCUGUCAACCUUGGCCGCGGAGUCGUGCUCAAGGGCACGGUCAUCAUUGUGGCGACAGAGGGCAGCACCAUCGACGUGCCACCAGGCUCCAUUCUGGAGAACGUGGUGGUGCAGGGAAGCUUGAGGCUGCUCGAGCACUAGAGUGGUUCUGCGAGGCGGCUUCAGGCUGCAACUGCUUAGCACCUCUGUUCAGCACGGCCAUGCUGGACCAAUUCAGUGACACGCGGGAUGUAAUUACUACUACUACAGCGAAAGGAAAAGGUCGAAUCAGUCGAUCUGACAGCGACGACAAGCGUAUUGCAUGAGAUACCAUCGGAGGUGUACUCCCAGCGCAUGACGGAAUGAAGAUGAUAAAUUUUGUUCAAGU
Molecule: messenger RNA, 1955 nt
Organism: Sphaerulina musiva SO2202
Lineage: Eukaryota; Fungi; Ascomycota; Dothideomycetes; Mycosphaerellales; Mycosphaerellaceae
Product: UTP--glucose-1-phosphate uridylyltransferase
Exons: 4
Coding region: 170-1729 (519 amino acids)
Biological process (GO): UDP-alpha-D-glucose metabolic process; glycogen metabolic process
Cellular component (GO): cytoplasm
Molecular function (GO): UTP:glucose-1-phosphate uridylyltransferase activity
Source: RefSeq, a predicted model, not a curated record